AUGGGAAAAUUAAUAGAGAUACAUGAUGACAAUUUAGAAAAAGUUGAAAUUAGUUCUAGACAAGAAGUAAAAUGGUAUCAUAAUGGGACAUUACUAAAAGAAAAUGAAAUUUAUGUAGAUACAAUUAAAAUUACUUCACUAAUAAUUAAUCAUUGUGAUAAUUUUAUAAAUGUUGAAAAUAAUAACAAUUUGCAAACUAUCAUUUUCAAAUAUAAUGAUAAAGAAACUAUAUUAAAUAAUAUUCAUUUUUUUACUUUUAGAAAUAAUAAUAUAAAUCUUUGUGAUUACAAAGGGCAUGAAAUAGAUUUUAGUGAAUAUCCUUUUAAUUAUAUUAAUUUACAAAAUUGUCAAUUUAAUUUUUUAAAAUUAAAAUGUAACUCAAUUAAUUUAACUUGUGUUGAAUGUAAUAAUUUAAUUGUUGAUGGAACUUGUCAUAGUAUGAAUUUUUAUGGUUGUAAAAUAGAAACAGUAACCUGUGAUGUUAUUAGGUACUUAACGUAUAAAAAUUCACAAAUUACUGAGGUAAAUGCAAAUGAAAUAAUACUUAGUUUUGGACCAAAAACAAAAGUGAAAAAAUGGAAUAUUAAAAAUAUGAAAAGUAGUGAAGAACCUACUAAAUGUUGA
This is a messenger RNA of Entamoeba dispar SAW760, 624 nucleotides long. RefSeq lists its product as uncharacterized. The coding region runs from base 1 to 624 and encodes 207 amino acids. Lineage: Eukaryota; Evosea; Mastigamoebida; Endamoebidae. The transcript has a single exon. The record is from RefSeq and is a predicted model, not a curated record.